AUGUCUCUCUACCAGACGCGUUCGUGCGACUCUCUGAUAAAGCUUUCUGGUGUUCGCUCUCAGCCGAAGUGGUCUUUCAGAGGGAAGCCGAACAGCGACGUUCGCGCAGAAACCCCUGGGCCGGGUCAGUACACAUCGACUGAUUCCGUGAAGCACUCGACGACGAAGCAUGGCUUUGGCACGUCUCCGCGGGACAUUGUUCGCCCUGCCACAUCGCCCGGUCCCGGAGAGUACACGCCAGCGCAGACACUCAGCGGGAGCGGCCACAAGUACGGUUUCGGGACAUCGCAGAGGCAAAGCCUGAAAAACAUCAGCGUCGCAGCUGGAAAUCCGG
This is a messenger RNA of Symbiodinium necroappetens, 334 nucleotides long. NCBI's taxonomy places the organism in Eukaryota, Dinophyceae, Suessiales, Symbiodiniaceae. The record is from the annotation of a GenBank genome assembly.